CUUCCCGAACAAAACAGAGAGAAGUAUGCUCGACCAGAGACGAGUUAUAUGUUUGGUUGGAGUCACGGGAAAGAAGUGAUGACUGGUAAACCGGACCUUUUGAAAGGAUCGUUCUAUGCAAACCCUCUGACCGACCUUCCUGAUGUUCCAGUAAGUGUUUCGUGUCUUUCGCCACAGCAGUAUCUGACGGGCGGAUAUUAUCAUGGUAAUGUAUGGCCUGACGAACCUGGAUUAGAGGAAUUCGAGCGCAUUUUCAAAGCAUUAGGGAAGAUAAUCUACGAAGUGGGUUUAUCACUUGCUAAAGCUUGUGAAACAUUUGUGUCAUCAAGUAUAGAGGGAAGUGAGGGUGUAGGGGAUUUGUUGAAAGGUUCAAAUUGUCAUAAAGCAAGAUUAUUACAUUACUACCCUCAAUCAUCCUCUCAAAUCACACAAGAUGAAUUAUGCGGUACACAUCUUGAUCAUUCCCUUCUCACAGGUCUUUGUUCAGCCAUAUACCUCGAUUCCUCUAUUUCACCCCCUAACAUCAUUGAACCGCCUUCGACAGAAGCGGGUCUAUGGAUUUAUCCUCGGGGUGAAAGUUCAGAUAAAGGAAAACCGGUCAAGGUUGAUAUACCGUUUGAUUGUUUAGGAUUCCAAAUCGGAGAAGCUUUAGAAAUCUUGACUGAAGGGAAACUCGCAGCUACACCUCAUUACGUCUCAGGUACUAUGGGUGAAUCAUCCAAUACGAUCUCAAGAGAAACUUUUGCUUUUUUCUUACAACCCGAUAUUGGCGACUUCAUAUCCCCAUCUGAAACAUUUGGACAAUUCACCAAACGGGUCCUAGAACGGCAUUACACCUUGACUCCCAAAACGGAAGACUGA
Molecule: messenger RNA, 861 nt
Organism: Tremella mesenterica DSM 1558
Lineage: Eukaryota; Fungi; Basidiomycota; Tremellomycetes; Tremellales; Tremellaceae
Exons: 8
Source: RefSeq, a predicted model, not a curated record